AUGAGAACAUUAUUAGGGCUUGCUUUGUUUCUUCUGGUGAUUUUCACGAAGCAAGGGGCCAGCCAAACAGCGGGCAGCUCUCUGAAAUUGUACGUGGACUCUCUUCCUGCGAUCCCCAAGAUCUAUGGAUACUCCAACGAAAGCGGUACUCCAAAAUCGACGACGCUCACCAUUGGCAUGUUUGCCAAGAAAUGGGUAAAACUCGCGCACUUUCCCCUUCAACAAGAGAGGACGGCAGGUGGAAUAGACAGUCUAACAUAAGAUUUGACCGAACAAUGAAGAGACGAAGAAUAGGGUUUUUACUGACUUGGUAAACGCAUCGUAUUGAUUCUAUUAUCAAAAAUAUGGAGAUCAGGCCGAUUUUGCGGGUUUUAACUUGACCCACAAAAAUUAUUAGGGCUCGUACCAGAAGAACUUUCCGUAAAGUUUCGUUCCUUCGAAAGAUUUUGCUCCAACGAAGUCACCCUUGCCAGAGGGACUUACUGGUCUCUCCAUCAACGGCGACCGUCAGGACCAAAAACUCUCCCAGGCCUAGGUCACCCAAGGAGAACGGCGAAGUCCUAUGAUUUGUCAACCCUCUCAGGGUUGACAUGCGUGGAAUAAAGUAUACCUACCCUCUCUGGGCUUGCCCGUAUCAAAUUGAGAAUUCAAAAAUCAGGCAUAUAGUUUAGAAAUACAUUUUGGACUGCAUAUUCCCAUGCUUGUAGGCGGCCAGAUUGCGAUUAACCUUUAGAUAGUACAAAUUCUAACCAAGUCUUUGUUAUAAACGAUCGAUCGCUUCUUCUCUUUUCUUUCAGAAAUUCCACCGGGACCUGCCGAGCACGACGGUCUUCGUCUUCGGCACGAGCGCCGACACCGCCACCUUCCCAGGACCGGUUAUUGAGGCUCUCCAAGGGGUACCCCUGUACGUAAAGUGGGAGAAUCACCUUCCUCAGGCCCACAUCCUACCGUGGGACAAAACGAUCCCCACCGCUAUCCCCAGGAACGCCGGCGUUCCCGCAGUGGUGCACCUCCAUGGCGGCGUGAACGAGCCGCAGAGCGACGGCAGCGCCUUCGCCUGGUUCACUCCCGGCUACCGCGAGAAGGGAGAGGCAUGGUCAAAGGAAGUCUACACCUACCCUAACGUGCAGCACCCCGGGAACCUCUUAUACCAUGACCACGCCCUCGGGCUUACAAGGAUCAACCUUUUGGCUGGGCUUCUUGGCGCCUACGUUAUCCGAAACCCUAAGGUUGAGCAUCCCUUCGGAUUGCCCUCCGGCGAUCUGUACGACCGGCACCUCAUCCUCGCUGACCGGAGCUUCAACGCGGACGGAUCAAUUUACAUGAACAAGACGGGGAAUAACCCAUCCAUUCACCCGCAGUGGCAGCCUGAGUACUUCGGCGACGCCAUCGUGGUCAACGGCAAGGCCUGGCCGUACCUCAAGGUCCGCCGGCGGAAGUACCGCUUCAGAAUUACCAACGUCAGCAACGCCAGGCACUUCCUUCUCGCCCUUUCCAACGGGCUACCGUUUAUCGUCGUGGGUUCCGACUCAUCCUACCUCUCGGCCCCUGUGAGGACGGCGACGAUCCUGCUGGCCCCAGCCGAAGGGUUCGACGUCGUCAUCGACUUCUCCAAGGCCACCGCAGGCGAGGCGGAGCUCACAAACAGCGCUCCCUACCCGUACCCUGGGGGAAUAGCCACCGACCUGCCCAACAGCAGGGUGAUGAAGUUCAUCAUCGCGGCAGGGAAUGCGAAAGACGAGUCGAGGAUCCCCACCAACCUCGCGAGUUAUUCGGCAGCGAAGACCAGCGACGCGUCAGUGAAGAGGUAUUCUCAGACAAUCCAGCCGUUCAACGCAGAAUUAAGGGCAGUAUGGAGGUAUAUUUUUGUUUAGAAAAUCGUAUUAAAUGUAGGAUAAUAUGCCGACAGGUACAUCACCCUGUACGAGUACAUGAGCGCCACCGAUGGGCCCACCCACCUGUACAUCAAUGGCAAGAGGUUCACGGACCCGGUGACGGAGAAGCCGAAGGCGGGAAGCACGGAGGUGUGGGAGGUGAUCAACCUCACCGCCGACCAUCACCCGCUGCACAUCCACCUCGCAGUGUUCCAGGCAAUUAAGGCGCGGGAGAUCGUUGACCUGGAGACGUUCAAGAACUGCAUGACCCAGUUCAAAGACGCCGUCAAGUGUAACAUCUCCUCCCACGCCACCGGAAAGAUCCUGAACAUACCCGCCCAUGAGAAGACGUGGAAGAAUGUGGUGAAGAUCGAGCCUGGCCACAUGACCACCAUCGUCGUCAAGUUCCGCCUCGUCGACACCGACGAACCAUACCCCUUCGACGCGACGGCCCAGCCCGGUUACGUCUACCACUGUCAUGUAAGUCUUCCAACGAUGAAUCUCUAAAGAAUUCCGAAGGCACUACGCCAACAAAUCUUGACUACUAUGAAUAUGUGAAAAUUUUGAGCAUGUUCUAUGCGAUUUCUCUUACUCUGCUCCUUCGCUGCACAUCAAUCUCGUAAACAGAUUCUUGAUCAUGAAGACAACGAGAUGAUUCGUCCGAUGAACCUAGUCAAGUGA
This is a messenger RNA of Spirodela intermedia, 2555 nucleotides long. Lineage: Eukaryota; Viridiplantae; Streptophyta; Magnoliopsida; Alismatales; Araceae. The record is from the annotation of a GenBank genome assembly.